Molecule: messenger RNA, 462 nt
Organism: Paraglomus brasilianum
Lineage: Eukaryota; Fungi; Glomeromycota; Glomeromycetes; Paraglomerales; Paraglomeraceae
Source: the annotation of a GenBank genome assembly
AUGGCGAGAACAAGAAAUACACACGCAAGACGAAGUGGAAGAGGAAGUGCAAGAGACGAAGUGUUAGCACGGGAUUUGGCGACAGCAAUCGAAUCCGUGAGACGACAGGAAUUAUUGUGGCAGAAGCAGUGCGGAAGAGGGAAGGAAAAGAGAAGAGGAGGGGGAAUUUAUAUAAGCGGUGCAGAGGGCGCCACCUACACGAGGCGAAGGUCACUGAACGCUGACACUGUUCAAGCAGUAGUCCUUUUCCCAAACCCACCGCCGCCCCCCACUUCAAACAUUAUCAGCAGUCGCCGCAGUCGCCGGAAGGAUACUGCUUUUUGCCAAAAUAUCAGUGCACGUGAGGAUUCCAACCCCAAUGUUACAGCAACAAUGGCCAAUAUUGAGCGAGACUACUUACACGGUUAUGCUACUGGCUAUACCUCCAACAACGGAAUGAAGUCUUCUUGGGCGAUAGUGUGA